This is a messenger RNA of Vitis vinifera (wine grape), 1483 nucleotides long. Its product is annotated as ceramide synthase 1 LOH3. Bases 335 to 1144 code for a protein of 269 amino acids. The record is from RefSeq and is a predicted model, not a curated record. Gene Ontology annotation, biological process: ceramide biosynthetic process. Gene Ontology annotation, cellular component: endoplasmic reticulum; membrane. Gene Ontology annotation, molecular function: sphingosine N-acyltransferase activity. NCBI's taxonomy places the organism in Eukaryota, Viridiplantae, Streptophyta, Magnoliopsida, Vitales, Vitaceae. The transcript has 8 exons.
CAACUCACUGGAUCCAAUCGUAUGAUGAUAACAAAACAGCGAUAAUCAGACACGAAUGUCCUGGAUCCACCUGCGUUGUUUGUUCCCCUAGAUUUCUUCGUUUUUUCUCGAGAAAAUCUCAAAUGGGUUUGCUUGAAUCCGCCGCUUCCAUUAACUGGGAGCAUGAAUCCUUCCCAGAAUAUGGAGAUUUCGUUGCUCUUCCCGUCUUUGCUUUUUUCUUCUUCUCUGUUCGCUUCUUUCUCGAUAGAUUUGUCUUCCAGGCCAAAUCAACGAAUGUUGUUACUAUUGGUGGAUUGGAGAAACACUAGCCUGUUUGGGUCUUCAACUAAAGCAAAUGAAAGUGAGAAAUUUAAAGAAAUUGGGAAGAAUACUGAUUUUUGGAAAGGGUGGUCAGCAGCUAGAUGUUGGGGUAGAUGAGAAGAGAAAGAAAUUACGAAAGUUCAAGGAAUCAGCAUGGAAGUGUGUUUAUUUUCUUUCAGCAGAGCUUCUAGCUCUAUCUGUAACUUAUGAUGAGCCUUGGUUUACUAACACAAAAUAUUUUUGGGUAGGGCCUGGUAAUCAAGUCUGGCCUGACCAACAGAUUAAGUUGAAAUUGAAGGGUUUGUAUAUGUAUUGUGGUGGAUUCUACACAUACUCCAUAUUUGCUUUGAUUUUUUGGGAAACAAGGCGGUCUGAUUUUGGAGUGUCAAUGGGUCAUCAUGUGGCAACUUUUAUUCUCAUUGUGCUGUCUUACAUAUUCAGAUUCGCCCGUGUUGGUUCUGUUGUUUUAGCUCUUCAUGAUGCUAGUGAUGUCUUUCUGGAGGUAGGGAAGAUGUCCAAAUACAAAGGUGCUGAAACCACUGCAAGCAUCUCUUUCAUUCUUUUUGUUUUGUCUUGGAUCGUACUUCGCCUAAUUUACUAUCCAUUCUGGAUCCUUCGGAGCACAAGCUAUGAAGUUAUCCUGACCUUGGACAAGGAAAAGCAUGCAGUGGAAGGACCAAUUUAUUAUUAUUUGUUCAAUACUCUUCUAUUCUGCUUGCUUGUUCUUCACAUUUAUUGGUGGGUGUUGAUGUAUCGGAUGCUUGUUAAACAAGUCCAAGCAAGAGGCCAACUUAGUGAUGAUGUUAGAUCUGACUCUGAAGAUGAAGAUGAACAUGAAGAUUGACCACGAUACAAGAUCUAUGGCAUCCAGAAGACUCAUGCAAAGAUAAAGAAGAGUCAAAGAAUUACAUGUCAUGAAGUGCAAUCUGUUUGAAAUGAAAGACUAAUGAGCAGAAAAAUUCCCUCGUAAUUGAAGGGAUGCUAUAUUACUACAAGAUCAGACAUGGAACAAGGUUGAAAAGGGUGGCAAUUGGAGAGAAUUUUGAUUCUUGGGUCUUAAAUUUUGGCUCAUGUAAUUUCGUUAUUGUGGGUUGUGGAACAGCCGUAGAUUGAUGUUUUUUUGUAAGGGAAGUUCAUAAUAUUGCCUUGCUUACAUGGUUGCCUCUAAAGUUCUUUAACCUUA